Molecule: messenger RNA, 3000 nt
Organism: Sycon ciliatum
Lineage: Eukaryota; Metazoa; Porifera; Calcarea; Leucosolenida; Sycettidae
Exons: 4
Coding region: 388-1881 (497 amino acids)
Molecular function (GO): protein binding
Source: RefSeq, a predicted model, not a curated record
UAUUUUGACAGCACCCCCAGUCCUUUACUAGGCUUUAGACUGUUUAGUACAAUGUUUUGCAGGGGUUUCUUUCUACAGUAUGCUUGGCGAAUCAUUUCCCGUGCAGCUGGAUUGGAGGCUAGACUGUGCUGAACAACAUGGGGUUUGAGUAUUGGAAUAUGCCGGUGAACUAUUGCUUGCACUGACUGAACUCGUCACUUGGAAAAAGCAUGCAAGACGAAGUCGAGAACAACAUGUCUUGAGUCGUCGCUUAUUUCCAGUGCUUCGUUAGUUUCUGCAUCACGAGCAACGGUGGUGCAGCUGCUGGUGCUGCUGCUACCACUGGGAAUGCUUAGCUCCGUCGCCAUCACCUAAAACACAGCUCCCCAAACACGGAAGCAAGACACAAUGGACGACGACAGCGACAAGCUGAGUCCUCUUCAGCAACGCAUGGUGCAAUUGCUUUUCGACGUUUCCUCUCAUGACGUUACUUUCAUCUUGCCGGAUGAGCAAAAACCUUCUUCUAUGUCUGCGCAUCGCCUCAUCAUGGCUAGCCUAUCCAAGCCGUUCAACGGGCUGCUGAAUGGACAAUUUCUCGAGUCUGCAUCAGGCAUUGUUCCUGUGCAUGAUCUGAGCCUGGAUGGUCUAGCAAUAGUCAUCACCUACGCAUACACUGGUGAAGUAGACGUACCGGAGUUGGGUGUGCCAAGCAGAGUUGAGCAGCUCAUCUACACAGCAGACAGCCAGGCACAACUCGUCCUGGAUUUAGUGCGCUUCGCUGAUACUUGGGAAGUGCUGGACUUGCGGCAGCGGUGCGAGGUGUAUUUUGUGGAGCAUUGCCUGAGCUUGGACAAUGCCGUAGAUGUGUUGAAUAUCAGCUGUGUUCUGAGUCAGACUUGCCAAUCGUUCUUUACUACCGUUUGUCAGUACUUCUGCAGCUAUGCACUUGACAUAAUCGAGGGCGGCACAUUCACUCACCUGUCCGACGAUGCCGUGCGAGUGGUAUUGCAGCAGCAGACCAUAUUCAUUAUGUAUGAGGAGGAUUUGCUGAACGCAGUAUGCCGCUGGGUACAGUGUCAUUAUCCGGAGAGCAGGGCCAAGCAGGCCGAGCAGCUGCUUGGCUUCCUGCCGUACCUGCGCGACGGUAGCCUGUCAGCGCGUCGCAUCAUGGACAUCCUAGCUCAGCACCAGGUGUCGGUGGAGAUGCCGGCCGUCACCUCCCGCCUGCAACGCGCCUCGGAGCACGAGACGGGCCGCACCAAGCUGCACGGAUUUCACUUCGACAAGCGCCACGCAUCGACGGUGACGAUCAGCAACUUUGGCUGCAAGGUCACUGCGCUCAAGUGUGGCAUGCAGCCGGUGUACAUGGACCGGGAGUUGAUUGAGCUGCAUGACAAGAAGUGCAGGCCAAUUAAAUGGACUCUUGAGGUGGACCAGAUGCGUCAGUUUAUCUUUGCUGGAGUUGGAUGCCGCAUGGAGGCAACACAAGACUCGAUGUAUCCGCUGAUUGGUUCGGGCUUCUCCUCGAACGGUGAUCUCUACCAAGCCAUCAUUGAAUCAGAGUCCACGUCAGCCCCACGCCGCAUGGCCGCACGGCGCGUUCAGCGCCUGAAGUUCACCAACAACUCUCGCCUGCAGUUCACGUUUGCCAUCGGCGAGGUGAAACCUGGCUUUCCAGACCCGGCUUCCCCCGAUGGCGGUGUACCGUGCGACACCUGCCGUCUUGUGCGGCGGUACCCUUUCUCGUUCGAGCAUCGGCAUGGGACAAUUCGCGUGGAGAUCCGCGCAUCGGUCGCUCGCCAUUUCUCCGUGACUGCUGACAUCGUAGUGGCCAAGGGCGUUCCCCUCUAUCCCUAUGUCAUUCUGAAGCGUGAGGGUGACACAGUUAUUCUCACUGAUUGACGAGGAUGCGUACACAUCCUCUGAUACCAUCACCUUGCCGAUGCACGUGCACUCGGCUAAUACUAAUACCAACUACGGUUCACUGCUACUAUGGAGCUGGUCAGGGCGUUGCAAGGUCUGUAUGUUCCAGCCUUGCCACAACCCUCCUUGGUGACUGAUAGCCGCUGCACCUAAACACACCUUGAUGCUGACUUUCCGAGUCUCCACAAUUCUCAUCUGAUUAUGUCUAAGUGGGUGCGAACUUCGCUUCGCUGAAUUACCUAUCGAACGACAUCCAACGAUUCUUUCUGUCCACAUUGGUUCACAUUGGUUCUAUGAAUAGACAUAACCAUGGUCUAGCAGCACACUAUCGUGCUAUGUUUAUCCCCUGUCUAUUGUCACCCGUGUCUUGUCCCUUUCAUUCUGAACUCUUUCCUGGUCGAUGUACUGGUAUUUUAAUAAUGUAAAUGCUGUAUAUUCCUUCCGCUCUCUGUCUCUGUCUGUUGGUCUAUCUGUCUCUCGAGUAUAGCCAAUCACGCUCGGCUCAGAAUAUCCUGGUCCGUGGUGAUCUACUUGCUGUGUAUAGCAAUCAGCAAGGCGCGCUAUAUCUCUCUUGCUGUGGCUACCCGUAUAUACAGCGGAGCUUUUCCUUUCCCUUCCAGAAUAUCCAUGGUCCCCAGUCCCAAACUUGUGUGAAAUUCCUGGUGGCUAGUAACUGCUGUCCUAUAUCCAGUUACGUGCCCAGGGCUGGGCUGUCUACUAUAUACAUAAUAGCGUUGUGUAUGGUGUACGCCAGAAUGAUUGAACGUUUAAUAUCAAAUGCUCGCGACCUCCCUCUAUUUUUCAUUCAGCCUAGCACUGAGGUACGCGCUGGUACUGUGUCUCGUUGAUCUGUCCCAUGCUUGUGGAAUUUUAUAGUUUCAUCCUUUCGAAAUGACCCACUCUCUCUCUCUCUCUCUCUUUUCCCAAUUUUUAUCUUCUUUUGCUCAAUCCUUUUUGCGGAUUAGAGAAUAGCACUAACAACUGUUGUAAUGCUAGCCCCUGGAAUCACUUACACCAACUCUUGCUUUCUAAAACAGACAGAGCACGUUUAGUUCUAACUCUGGUGAAGAAUAAACUGAGUACUUGCAAGCACGCCAA